Ochlerotatus camptorhynchus is the source of this 1126-nucleotide messenger RNA. RefSeq lists its product as uncharacterized. Bases 1 to 939 code for a protein of 312 amino acids. The record is from RefSeq and is a predicted model, not a curated record. Gene Ontology annotation, molecular function: DNA binding. The transcript has 4 exons. Lineage: Eukaryota; Metazoa; Arthropoda; Insecta; Diptera; Culicidae.
AUGUGCAACGUUGCCAGCACCGAAGUCUACAUUCCGUUAUCCCGGAGUCUGCAUUCCAGUGUCUCAAACUCUGUAUCCCGGUGCAUUGGCAAGCACAUCGACGUCACUCUCACCGGCAUCAUCGCAAGCAUCAACCAAUCAGUCUCCACCAGCUACUCAUUCUGCAUCGCCAGCACCAACAUACCAGUUAUUGACACCACUCCUACCGACAUCAUCGUGUCAUCCACCGCCAGCUACUCCUGUUGCAGCUGCUUCUUCUUCGAAAGCUUUCAAAGCCCAUCGCCUUCGCAAACUGCGUCACCACCACAGUCACCACUACAACCGAUGAAUGAUUCAACAGACGAUUCCGAUACAGACGAUGGAAGCAAGGAUGAAAAAUAUGCCAAACUUUUGGCCAAACAUCAGAAGCAAGCGGAAAUGUUGAAAGCAUCACGAAAGAAAAAUGUAAAUUACAAGUUACAGCUGGCCGAAAUGAAGGAUCUUGUGGUACAUGCGGUGGCUGAGGCUAAAAAGGCGAGAAUGGGUGAAAAUGAGAACACUACAUUUCAACCUGAUCCGGAUAUUAAUAUGCCCGUGACACAAAUCGAGAACAUUAACGGAAUUUCGAAAUCUGUUGCCUCAUUUGCACAGAAUCUGGCCUCUCAUUUGUAUGGAGCUCAAAACCUUCAAGAGAGAUCAGUGGAGGGUCGUUCAUCAAAUCGAAUGAAAAAUGUUCCAAAUGACAACCCUAUUCGUCCCGGCAUUUCACCAAAAAAGUUGGAGUUCAUCUACGCUAAAGCACGAGAACGGGUGGCCCUGGAAGUUGGAUUAAAUAAUUUAGGGCAAAUCAAAACUUUGUCCCAUGAAAGCGUUGUGAACAAAGCAAUUGCAGAAAAAAUUGCUAAUUUAAGAAAGGCUGCCAAAAAUUCCGAAAGGCGCAUCAAUAAAAGUGUCGCUUGAUUUGAAAUCUAGGUUGAUUUUACCUUUGCAGAGAUGCUGUUAUUUUUAUUUUAUUAAUGGACGAUUUUUGUUAUACCUUACCUACAGCUUUGGUUGGAACAAAUAAGUUGUAUUAAGUUUAAUUACACCUGUUAUAAAAUUUGAGAUCAAAACAUCAGAACAAAUAAAAUUAGUAUCGCAAACAGUA